AUGAAUAGAUCAAUGAUAAGUUCUCAACAUCUAGAAGAACAAUUGUUACCUGAUACAGAACUUGUUAGCUCAGAUUGUGAAAAUAGUUAUGUAAUAAAGGGAAAGUAUGACAACUCUAUAACAACUAAAAAAUUCCUGCUGAAGAUUUGUAUAAUUGUAUGUACUGAAAUACUUAUAACAGUAUUAAUUACUACAAUAUUCAGUAAUGUAACAGCAAUCAAAAAGGCAUUGAAUGAACAUCCAUGGAUAUCACCAGCUUUCGGGAAAGUUAAUUUGGUUCAAAGAAUUGACAAACAAGAAACUUCAAAUUCAAAUCAUGCAUUCUUAUUACAGAAAAUUGAAAUUUAG
Molecule: messenger RNA, 348 nt
Organism: Heterobilharzia americana
Lineage: Eukaryota; Metazoa; Platyhelminthes; Trematoda; Strigeidida; Schistosomatidae
Source: the annotation of a GenBank genome assembly